AUGAAGCGGGGCAAGAAGAACUCGGAUGCGGGUGACCCAGUGAUCAACUCGGAUCCUCGAACCGGGUCUAGCGAAUUGGAUUCCUGGAUGAAACCAAGUUUGAGCUCGAUGAAAUCGAUGGGUCUACUUCUGGCGGUUCUUAUGGUUGCUUCCGUUAUGUUUUCUCUGUCGGUGGUUCUCAGAGACCCUCCUUCCGAUGAUGUUGUGGAGACUGAUGCAGCUUCUAGGGUUCUUCAGCUCAGAUUCCACCAAGCCAUGGAAUCAGGUGGUGGGUUAAGCGAGAAGAAGGAUCGGUUUGGCGACAAUCUUGUCCUUGGUUUUGAUAAAGAAUCAUGCUUGAGCAGGUACGAGGCGAGUUUAUAUCGAAAGGAGUCGCCUUUUAAGCAGUCUUCUUACCUGGAUUCUCGAUUAAAGAGUUACCAAGAUCUUCAUAGACGGUGUGGACCAUUCACUGGUUCCUAUAACUCAACUCUGGACAUACUCAAGUCGGGAGAUGGGUCUGAUGGUGGAACCUCGGGUUGUAGUUAUGUAAUAUGGUUGAACUCUGAUGGUGGUGAACUUGGAAAUAGGAUGCUGAGUCUUGCUUCAGCCUUUCUCUAUGCACUCUUAACAAACCGGGUUUUGCUUGUUGAACCAGCAGCUGAAAUGGCUGAUCUUUUCUGCGAGCCAUUUCCAAACACUUCCUGGUUUCUUCCCUCAGAGUUUCCGCUCCAUGAACAGACUCUUCUUCGCGAUUCUGGCAACGCAACCUUUGCAUAUCGCCAUCUAGUUCGUGAGUCCCAUGAACAACAAAAGCUUUUCUUUUGUGAGGAAAGCCAGGUUUUGUUGAACGAGACCCCGUGGUUGAUCAUGAAAGCGGAUAGUUUCUUUGCCCCAUCUCUCUUCUCGAUCUCUUCGUUUGAGAAGGAACUCGAAAAGCUCUUCCCGGAAAGAGAAACGGUUUUUUACUUCCUGGGUCAGCAUCUCUUUCACCCAACUAAUGUUGUCUGGGGUCUCAUUACACGAUACUACCGGGCUUAUCUUGCUAGAGCUGACCAAAGAAUAGGAAUCCAUAUUGGGGUCACUGAUACUGGAAAUGAUCAUCAGUUUCAACAGUUGGUGGAACAGAUUCUAGCGUGUGGAAUCAGACAUGAGCUGCUUCCUGAAGUAGAAAAACAGAGACAUCUCCCUUCAAGCCAAGUUCUAAACCGAAAAUCAAAGGCAGUGUUUAUCUCAUCUUCUUCUCCAGGGUACUUUGAGAGUAUCAGGGACGUAUAUUGGGAAAACCCCACAGUGACGGGAGAGAUAAUCAGUGUUCACAAGCCGAGCCACAAGGAAUACCAAAAAACACAGAGGAACAUGGAGGGCAGGAGAGCAUGGACUGAGAUUUACCUUCUGAGUUGUUCUGAUGUGCUGGUGGUCACAACCCCAUGGUCCUCACUCGUGGACGUGGCUCAUGGCCUUGGAGGAUUGAAGCCAUGGGUACUGAACGGGUCUGACCACGAUCCUUACUGUAUGAGAGCAAGGUCAAUGGAGCCCUGUGCCCAAACGCCAUGGUCCCAUGGCUGUAAAGAUUAG
Messenger RNA from Thlaspi arvense, 1557 nucleotides. Lineage: Eukaryota; Viridiplantae; Streptophyta; Magnoliopsida; Brassicales; Brassicaceae. The record is from the annotation of a GenBank genome assembly.